AUGGAGACCCAGAUCCUGUUUCAAUUGGAUCCAUCAUCAAUAAUGCCAAAGAGCGGUUGUCAGGGAUGUGGAAGAGAGGAAAUAGAGAAGGGAUGCAAUGGAGAGGGAAGAAUUCAAGGUGGGAUUGCAACUGUUCCUAGGUUCGGUUGGUGGCCAAUAAAGGCUUGCAGACCCUGUCCUGGAUUUUUAGCAUCUGGUGGCACGAUUUUAUGCUCGUUUUUUGAUAAGUUGGCUAGAAGGAGGAGAAGGGAGACAUUGGAGAGAAAUGAGCAGACUGGCAAAGCCAACCCAAAGGCACUCAAGAGGGCACCUCCUUGCCUUCCCAAACGGGCCACAAGCAGGGACCAUAGAACUUUAAUUCAAGAAACCGCCAACGGUGACCGACUUUUAAACAUAAAUGAGAUCGAGAGCGACCUUAAGGGAGAUGAUGUCCUGACGUCGGACUCUUCAUCUUGA
This is a messenger RNA of Dovyalis caffra, 456 nucleotides long. Lineage: Eukaryota; Viridiplantae; Streptophyta; Magnoliopsida; Malpighiales; Salicaceae. The record is from the annotation of a GenBank genome assembly.